AUCUCUCUGCCCCCAUCAACGACCGUCGCAAGCCCACCUCUCACGCCCAUCCUCUAACACCCCACAAUCCCUCAUAUACCGCGGCCAUGCCUGCAACGACAGCUGAAACGCUGUCUCUCGUCACCCGUAACGUCUCCGUCGCACCUCUCGUCCUACUCUCCGCCGCAGACCACUACGGGCGUUUGGCCAAGGACGCAAAGACAAAGAAGCGUGUAGUCGGUGUUCUUCUCGGUCAGAAUGACGGCAAGAAUGUGAGGGUGUCAAACAGCUUUGCUGUGCCGUUUGAAGAAGAUGAGAGGGACCCGUCGGUCUGGUUUCUGGAUCACAAUUAUGUUGAGUCGAUGAACGACAUGUUCAAGAAGGUCAACGCACGGGAGAAGCUCAUCGGGUGGUAUCACUCGGGGCCUAAGCUAAGGGCGUCUGAUCUCGAGAUCAACGAGCUCUUCAAGAGAUAUACACCGAACCCGCUAUUAGUGAUCAUAGACGUGCAGCCAAAGGAGGUUGGUGUGCCGACAGAUGCAUACUUUGCAGUGGAGGAGAUCAAAGAUGACGGAACCACGACCACAAAAACAUUCGUCCACACGCCAUCGAUAAUAGAAGCCGAGGAAGCAGAAGAGAUUGGCGUUGAGCAUCUCCUACGUGAUAUCCGCGACGUCGCCGUCGGAACGCUCUCCACGCGCAUAACCUCUCAGCUCCAGUCUCUGCAAGGUCUACACCUGCGGCUGCGCGACAUUGGGCAAUACCUACAGAAGGUCCUGGACGGCGAUCUCCCCGUCAACCACGCCAUUCUCGGCAACCUGCAAGACGUGUUCAACCUGCUCCCCAACCUCUCCACACCCAAGUCCACAGCCCAAACAAACGGUAUACCACCGCCUGGCCCCGCAGACAACAGCGAGCUGGCCAGAGCGAUGAGUGUGAAGACGAACGACCAGCUGAUGACGAUCUACCUGAGCAGUCUGAUCCGGGCCAUCACCGCGUUCCACGACCUGAUCGAGAACAAGAUCCAGAACAAGCAAACGGCCGAGGACAAGGAGGCGAGCGGGAAGAAGGAGGACGAGAAGGCAAAGGAGGAGAAGGAGAAGAAGGCGAACGGGACGGUGAAUGGGGAGGCGAAGGAGGGCGAGAAGAAGGAUGAAAAGGGCGACAAGAGCAAGUCCAAGGACGGAGAGCGGAAAAGAUAGCCUCCUUGACGUGGACUGAUGGGGUAUGUAGCAUGCAUGCUCUGUGGGCGAUAGAAGCUACUGCUGGCCAUGUACUACUUACCCGGCAUCCUGAUUGUGAAUGUCCCAAGUAGACGGCCACGCAUGCACGCACGUAUCCUGGACUCUAACCUAUGACGGACGUGCUAUGAUCUCUCGAAUCUACCCCAAAUCACACAACCCAUCCCAGCACCAUCUCUCUCAAAUCUCAAAUCUCAAAUCCCCAACCCAGCCGCACCAGAAGCCCACCCAACACCCUCCCACAACCCAACCCUCCUCUCCUCCACCAAGCCCGCAAACAACACACACCGCGACGCCAGC
Molecule: messenger RNA, 1520 nt
Organism: Pseudovirgaria hyperparasitica
Lineage: Eukaryota; Fungi; Ascomycota; Dothideomycetes; Acrospermales; Acrospermaceae
Product: 26S proteasome regulatory subunit rpn-8
Exons: 3
Coding region: 87-1181 (364 amino acids)
Biological process (GO): proteasome-mediated ubiquitin-dependent protein catabolic process
Cellular component (GO): proteasome regulatory particle; proteasome complex
Molecular function (GO): metallopeptidase activity; protein binding
Source: RefSeq, a predicted model, not a curated record